Didymodactylos carnosus is the source of this 2976-nucleotide messenger RNA. The record is from the annotation of a GenBank genome assembly. Lineage: Eukaryota; Metazoa; Rotifera; Eurotatoria; Philodinida; Philodinidae.
AUGAAAACUACACUCGUUUAUUCAUUAUCCACAUUAUUAUUUGCUAUAUUAAUACUAUUGUUAUGGAAUUAUGCAAUAAUAACAGUGGGAAGAGAUGGUGAUAAAACAAUAUUACAAAAUCGACAACGAGCAAAAUUAGUACAUGAGAAUGAUCCAAAUUCACCUUACAGAGCGUUAGAAGUAUUAGAUGAACUGAAGAGUACACCAGAAGAAGCAGUACAAACAUUAGCUGAUAUACCAGAUUUAGCUGUACAACGCUAUGGUGAGCGUGAAACAAUGGGUGUACGAGAAACAAUUGAUGUUGAAGAUGAAACACAGCCAAAUGGAAAAAUAUUUAAAAAAUUUAUACUUGGUGAAUAUAAAUUUACGACGUACACUAUAUUACAUGAACGUAUCUUAGCUAUUGGUCGUGGUCUAUUAACAUUGGGUGCACAACCUGUAAAAGAUAAAAUUUUAAUAUUUAGUGAAACGCGUUCAGAAUGGUUACUGACAGCUUUUGCUGCAUUUCGACAUGGUUUAACUGUAGUUACAUUGUAUUCAACGUUAGGUGAUGAUGCUGUACGGCAUGGUAUCAGUGAAUCAGAAGUUGAAAUUAUUGUAACAUCAAAUGAUUUAAUACCAAAAUUAGAGAACAUCCUUAAAAUGACUCCAAAAGUACGGCACGUUAUAUUUUUUCCUGGUCAUACAAAAACUAGUCAAGCAAAUCCUAAAAAUAACGACAAUUUAAAAUAUUAUCGUUUACAAGAAUUAGAAGACAAAGGCAGACAGACACAAAUUGGUAAUCAUGAACUAUUGAAAAAACGUCCAACAAAAGAUGAUAUUGCUGUUAUUAUGUACACAAGUGGUAGUACUGGUACACCUAAAGGUGUUUUAUUAACACAUGAAAAUGUCUUAGCUGCAAUGACCGGUCAAAAAGAACGUGUUUUUCCAAUGGUUGAUUUAAAGAAUGAUAUUUAUAUUGCAUAUUUACCAUUAGCACAUAUUUUAGAAUUAUCUUGUGAACUAUUAAUCUAUUAUAGUGGUUUAAAAUGUGGUUAUAGUUCACCGCAAACAUUAACAGAUCAAUCAACAGGUAUAAAACGUGGACAAAAGGGUGAUUUACAAGUGUUACGACCACAUUUAAUGUCUGUUGUACCGGCAAUAUUAGAUCGUAUACACAAAGCGGUGAAUAUAAAAAUAAAUCAAGCAAAUUUUAUUCAACGUUAUUUAUUUCAUUUAUCAUAUAACAUUAAAGUAAAACGUUUAGAACACGGUUUACAAUCAUCAUAUUUAGACAGAUUCAUAUUUCAUCGUUUUAAUCAAUUAAUUUUGGGUGGACGUAUGAAAAAUAUACUCUGUGGUGGUGCUCUGUUAUCUGAAGAGACACAACGUUUUAUAGAAACAGCACUUAGUGUAACACUAUUUCAAGGUUAUGGUUUAACAGAAACAUGUGCUGCUGGAACAAUUGCUGAUCGCUAUGAUAUAUCAAUUGGUCGUACUGGUUAUCCGUUAAUAUCAACUGAAUUACGUUUACAAAAUUGGGAUGAAGGACAAUAUCGUAAUACGGAUAGACCGAAUCCACGUGGUGAAAUUAUAUUAGGCGGUAAAAUGGUUUCAGUAGGGUACUAUGGUGAUGCAGUAGAGAAAACAGAUCAUGAUAAUUUUAGAAUAAUUAAUGGUACAAGAUAUUUCGCUACUGGUGAUAUUGGCGAAGUGUAUCCAGAUGGAACCGUUAAAAUUAUAGGUAUGUGCAACUUUAGUCAACUCUAGCCACACUAAUAAAAUGAUAGAAGAAAACGCUUCUGAAAUGGUUUUAAAUGAAGAGAUUUUUAAUUUUUUUAAUUGCUCUUCAUUUUUUCAUCUGUCAAACUAAAUGUAUCUCUUUUUCAGACUUACACCAUUGUUUCGUUUCUCGUUACGUCUUUCUGCAAAAGUUGUAGCACUCUGGCAAAAUAUCCAGAUCUCGAUCUACAGCCCUACACCAUAGUGCAGAGGUCGAAAGCUACGUUUGACUUAGUGGAUAGUUUGCAAAGCAAGUAAAAAGGAUGCCGGAGCCCGGAGAGGGUCUUAGGAGAGAUGGUAGCAAUGGCAAGAGAUUUACGUUUUAACUAUCAUUCAUUUUUUGGGUGCUUCCACACUGGUAGGGUUCCCGAUCAGGGAGCGGGGCAUGGGGAGCCAUCCCCCUUGAAAAAAAUUUUGGACUUUCUCGCAAAAUUUUCGACGCUUUUCCACCAGCAACUUUUUGCCAAAAAGUUCGAAAACUUUUUUUCGUCAGCCAUUUUCUGCGAAGCAAGAUUUUAAGGCCCACCCCUCCCUAAGAACAAUCGGAAACCCUGCACGUAAGUCUGCCCACUUUAUACAGAGCAUCUUGCCGCGAAAAUUUCACUUUUCGCAUCGUGUAGAACAUCAAAAAUAAUCUAAAAGUCUCGCUUAUCCUUUUUUACAAAACGUGUGGAAAGUGGUUUUCUAGACACGUAAAGUUUUAUGUGAGGGUGAAACCGAAAUUGGUGAAAAUGAGCGAAAAAUUGCAUCAUUACACGUCAGAUUGUAGCUUUUGACGAGCUGAUUCUAAUGAUGAAGGAAUUCUGGCUCCAUCUAACUUUACGUUCGAGUGGUACUCAGUUUAUCGGAAAAAUUCCUGAAGUUUGACCUCCAUUUUCUCCUAAACGCUCCGAAAAUUUUUCGAGAUUUUUUCAGAAUAGGAACUACUUAGUAGGAUCUAUAACUUUGCCCAUACAACUAUCCUCGACACUUUCCAUUUUUCACCUUCAGUUUUCCAGAAGAUCCGUUAAAACCUUACUUCAUGCAAAGAAAAUUGAGCUAUUAUGACUAUAUUCCUGUUCGGCAUGAAGAAUUCAAUGUACUUCAACGUUUUCUGAGGCUUCUUUGUGUUUCCGUACCACAGUUUUCUAAGAGGAUUUCUGGAAAACUGAGGGUGGAAAGUGUCAAGCUUAGUUGUAUGGGCAAAGUUAUAGAUCCUACUAAGUAGUUCCUAUU